UGAGCCAAACACUUCCGGAGGUGCGGGGACUACUCCGCCGGAGGAAGCAGCGCGGGCUCCACCGGCGUCGCCCGCCGCCUCCGCCGCGUUCCAAUCUGACCCCUCUGGCCCGGCUUGACCUACUCUGGCCCGCCCGGGCUCAGCGGCCGCUGGGCCGCGACUCCCGAUGGAAAUCAUAUGACAUAGAAUAUUUGGGUGACAUCUGGCUGAAAGAUCUUCAGGAAGUACAGAAGACAAAAAUACUAAUGCAUUUGAGAAAGCGGUAAAGUUUGGGGGGAGGGGGAAAAAGCAACUGCUUUCCUGAUCUGCAACUUGGCUGGAUGCUAAGAUGUCCGUGGACAUGAAUAGCCAGGGGUCUGACAGCAAUGAAGAGGACUAUGACCCAAAUUGUGAGGAAGAGGAGGAGGAAGAGGACGAGGACCCUGGGGACAUAGAGGACUAUUAUGUGGGAGUAGCCAGCGAUGUGGAGCAGCAAGGGGCGGAUGCCUUUGAUCCCGAGGAGUACCAGUUCACCUGCUUGACUUACAAGGAGUCCGAGAGUGCCCUCAACGAGCACAUGACCAGCUUAGCCUCUGUCCUAAAGGUAUCUCAUUCAGUUGCUAAACUUAUAUUAGUUAAUUUCCACUGGCAAGUCUCAGAGAUAUUGGACAGAUACAAGUCCAAUUCUGCCCAACUGCUAGUUGAGGCUCGAGUUCAGCCUAAUCCAUCAAAACAUGUGAGUUCCCACACCCAUCCUUCUCACCACUGCGCAGUGUGUAUGCAGUUUGUGCGGAAGGAAAACCUACUCUCUCUGGCCUGUCAGCACCAGUUUUGCCGCAGCUGCUAGCAGCAUUGCUCAGUACUUGUCAAGGAUGGCGUGGUGUGGGGAGUCUCUUGUAUGGCUCAGGACUGUCCACUCCGUACACCAGAGGACUUUGUGUUUCCGUUGCUUCCCAACGAAGAAUUGAGAGACAAAUACAGGCGCUACCUCUUCAGGGACUAUGUGGAGAGUCAUUACCAGCUCCAGCUGUGCCCUGGCGCAGACUGCCCCAUGGUUAUUCGGGUACAGGAGCCUAGAGCUCGCCGAGUGCAGUGCAAUCGGUGCAACGAGGUCUUCUGUUUCAAGUGUCGUCAGAUGUAUCACGCCCCCACAGACUGCGCCACAAUCCGGAAAUGGCUCACGAAGUGUGCAGAUGACUCUGAAACGGCCAACUACAUUAGUGCUCACACUAAAGAUUGUCCCAAGUGCAACAUCUGCAUUGAGAAGAAUGGAGGCUGCAAUCACAUGCAAUGCUCUAAAUGUAAACACGACUUCUGCUGGAUGUGUCUAGGAGAUUGGAAGACUCAUGGCAGCGAGUACUACGAGUGCAGCCGUUACAAGGAGAAUCCUGACAUUGUCAACCAGAGCCAGCAAGCUCAGGCCAGGGAAGCCCUCAAGAAGUACUUAUUCUACUUUGAGAGGUGGGAAAACCACAACAAAAGCUUGCAGCUAGAGGCACAGACAUACCAGCGGAUUCAUGAGAAGAUUCAGGAGAGGGUUAUGAACAAUCUGGGGACAUGGAUCGACUGGCAAUACCUACAGAAUGCUGCCAAGCUCUUGGCCAAGUGUCGAUACACCUUGCAAUACACCUACCCAUAUGCAUACUACAUGGAGUCUGGACCCAGGAAGAAAUUGUUUGAAUACCAGCAGGCUCAGCUGGAGGCUGAGAUCGAAAACCUCUCAUGGAAAGUGGAACGUGCAGACAGCUAUGACAGAGGGGACUUGGAGAACCAAAUGCACAUAGCGGAGCAGCGGAGGAGAACCCUACUGAAGGAUUUCCAUGACACCUAACUGGGACAUGGAUGUGCUGGGGUGAGGAAGAUGUGGCUGCAAGGUCUCCCAGCUGCCAUACUGCAUGCUGCAGGCUCUGCCUUUCAUGACCCCAGUCAACAGUCAGGGCCCCACUCCUGAGAGACACUGGCAACACCUCUUAGUCAAUUUCUGUUUUCUUCUCAUCUUUUCACUUUUUGUUUCUACCAGGGUAGAGGCCAUGUUGAAUUGACCUCUUUUCAGGACUUUUAAUUUCCCCCUGGAUGGUUAUCGGGAGGGAGGGAGAGUUUUUUCUGAAUGGCUAUUAAUAGUAUUAGAUCAUUACAACUUAUGUAAUUUUCAAAGGUUGUACAAUUAUACAAGAAAAGGCAAAACAUAGGAUAACACAGAGCCCUUUUUAAAAAUAAAUUGGCAUUGGAGUGUUUUACCCUGUAGCUAUUUUACUUAGAAUGUGACAUAUGCUGCCCACCUACCCUGCCUCGCAAUGUCUGUGCUUCAAGAGGGUCCUAGAGUGUUCUCUGCUGUCCAGAUUCACAUGUGUUUGGCCAGAGCUGGAGUCCCAAGGGAAGAGCGUGGGUGGCAGAUGGAGAAGAAGUUGGCCUGUGCAGUGGGCAUAUCGAGUGCAGGGAGUCACAUCAUGCCUCCUGCCUUACCUUGGAAGUAAGAAGAUAGUACAGAACAGGGUCGUCUUGCCACCAGUGUCAUCUCUGGUGGUGCUGUGUGUUUUUGGGCUCAUCUUUAUUCUUGAAAGUGAGAUUUACCUGAGUCUGGCUACUGAGGCCAGACAGAGCCUAUAGCAUACACAGGUGGGCUGUGACCCCACAGACUAGGGGAUGCAGGUUGAGCAUAGUCUCUCCUUUUGUCUCAUAAACACAAAGAUCUACUUUCAAAGGGAAUUGUCCCCCCAAAUAAAUUUGCUUUACCUUCAUCCCUUUUUUGUGCCAGUAUUCAAGUGGUGUAACUGGCCAGGGUCACAUGCAGCUGUACCUGAGGGUGUCUUGCUGUACUCCCAUGUGGUGAACAUCAGGAGCAGAGUUCAGCAUGGCCUCCCUGGCUCGGGGGCCAGGUUUUCAUGUUACUUGUAACAUGUCCAGUGGCUGCCCUGGGGCUGGGGUGUGUUCCCCCUUGCCUGGUCCCAGCUGUCAAAGGAGACCACCUCUAGGGUCUGGGAGUCUAAGCCCAGGAGAGUCCUUGGUUUGUGUUCCUAACUCUUGUAUCCUGUACUAGGAGGAGCUGGCCAGAGGAAAGAACCAGCUUUUGCACAGUCAAGUGCAAGGGAGCAGGUGCUUUGCCUGGUGUCCUACCUGUCCUGAACCUGGUCCUGUGGGCCUUUGAAAAGUUAGAUCUGUGAUCUCUGGGGUUUCUGUGGCUUUGUUCAGUGCCUACACUGUAGGCAGACCGAGCUGUCUAUACCCUCCCAGGCCUCCUUGAUCUCCUGGGAGAGCUGAUAGGGAGAUCUGUGAAUAUUGUGGUGGACAUUCUUUAGUAUUUCAUACAUUUCACCUCCAGUCAGCAAUGUCCCAGGUACCAUGUAAGCGGUAAAACUGAGUCAUUUUUGACAGAGGACAGAUGUGACUCUUGAGGUCAUGCUGUAAACGGCUGGUUGUGGGUUCCCUCUCCCUUUCUACCCCUAGGGUUUUGUCUCUUCCUGUAGCCCCCAGCAAAGCAGAGACGGUGGGAUGGAUCGGGGAACAAAUAUGGAGUGUAGCAAAUGCACCCAGAAUGGCACAGUGGGAGCUAAUAGUGAAUGAGGAGAGCACCUGCUGCAGGAUGCAGGGCAGGGUGUGAAUGCUGUGUUGGCACACACAGUAUCCUGGCAUCUGAGCCUUCAUCUCUCCAUCGAGUCUUUUCUGUGGCAGCGUUGUGGCACAGGAUCUGAGUUUUAGCUAUGCAUGCUAAUCACGCCCUGGGCAUUUUUUGGACUGCAUAGUUGCCAGGUUCUGCAGUUGUGGCCCUGCCCAGCCUAUAGCCUGUAGCUCUUGAUCUGUGGAGAGCUUCCUUUUAUGCCCCCAGUGGCCAUCCUUUUGUUAACAUUAUCAGGAAGGUGGAAAAGGUCAGGCAGAAUUUUUCUUCCCUGCAAAGGAUAGAAGAGAAAAGAAGACACAGUAUUUUCAUGAAUUCACCAUAUCUCUUUGUUUUUCUUCAAAGAAAAAGUUAAUUGAGCCAAUGUCAUCUGCUCAAAGUUGAGUGGUUUAUUCAAAAUAAACUAAGUUUCUGAUUAUA
Molecule: messenger RNA, 4012 nt
Organism: Microcebus murinus (gray mouse lemur)
Lineage: Eukaryota; Metazoa; Chordata; Mammalia; Primates; Cheirogaleidae
Source: RefSeq, a predicted model, not a curated record